GAGAACCUGCCGUGUCAGUGUGGAGGCCAUCUGAGAGUUGUUGCGAGCACAGUUUCCGUUAUCCAGGGUUUUUAUUAUCUUAAUGUUGGUAGCAAGAAAUGGAGAACAAGCGAAUGUGGAGUGAUGAAGAGACACUGGCCUUUGUUGGCUUCAUGGAAGAGUUUGUCGUUGACGGUCAGAGGGCUGACUGUGGGCAGUUUAAACCGGGAACAUUCGAGAAGCUGGCUUUGAAGAUAUUGGAGGCUUUCCCCAGUUGUACACUGACCGCGAAGCAUUGCAAGAAUAAGCACAAGCGGCUCAAGGAGAAGUACCAGUACACCGCUGAUAUGCUUGCUUGUAGCGGAUUCGGAUGGAACAACGAGAAAGAAUGUGUAGAGGUUGACAGCAAAGACGUCCUUGAUGCUUGGUUGAAGGCACAUCCGACCAAGUUCUACACUCCUGGCAAGCCAUUUCCUUUAUUUCACCGGCUGGAAGGUAUCUUUGGCAGGGAUAGAGCCACGGGAGCCGGGGCCGUUAGUGGCUUCGAUGUGGAGGAACAGGUUAACGAGGAGACAGACGACAUUGCUGCUGGAUUUGAUCAGUCUGAGAUGUCUCCACCUCCAGACCAAGAGGGAGUUGCAGCAAUGCAAGGACAAGCAUCACAUUCUGAGGCCGGUGCGACCGCAGGAAGCACAAGGCUAUGCGGGAGGAAGAGAAAACAAGUUGACCUGAUAGAUGAUGCCAUUGUUGGUGUGAACGAGAAGUGGAAGGUUGGCGAGAAGCUCACACAGCUUGGAUUCAGUGAUGACGAUGUGGUGAGAGCGAUUCUGAAGUUUGCCCAGACUCCUAAUGUGUAUGCACAUUUCUGGGGCUUGUCAGAUUCACAAAUGAUUGCGCUUGUGCGUUCCAUUAUAUGA
Arachis ipaensis is the source of this 896-nucleotide messenger RNA. Lineage: Eukaryota; Viridiplantae; Streptophyta; Magnoliopsida; Fabales; Fabaceae. The record is from RefSeq and is a predicted model, not a curated record.